GUUGCUCCAUGAGAAGUUGGGCUAAAUAAAUAAAAAUAAGGUAGCGUCCGGGCUGCGACUACCACGUCGAAAAUUCCCAGCCGCCACCUGCCCCUGCCGCCCGCACUUUGCGCGGCCCAGCAACCCGCGUCAACCUAGCGAUUCCGUUUCUUUUCGUUUCGAUGUCUUCCAAGCCCUCUCCUCUCCUCUCGGCCAACAUCGGGACGUGAGAGAGAUCGCGGCUUGACUCGACCGAUGGCGCCCAAUACAACUUCCAGUCGAAACCAGCUGGCUUCGGGCGCCGACCGUGCGCAGAUUGCAUCUUCAAACGCGACCGCAAACGCUUUUCUCGGUGCUCGAGCACAACCCUCGUGGUUGAAUCCGCCAUCGGCAGCAUCGAGGGCUCCUCCAGCAAACCCGAACCCGCCUCCGUCCGCAGCAUCAAUAAAACCAGCGCCCCAAGCAAAACGGGGCCGGCCGAGGAAGUAUCCUCCAGUCUCGCUGCCAACUGCUCCCCAACCCCGACCAGAACCGCAUUUCCAACCACAGCCACCACCGCAAUCAGGAUCACCGCAAAUACAGACAACCGAAGUCCAACCCGCUCAGACAAUCCUCCCAUCGCCGGCUCCUAGUGACGAGCCAAGCCCUGCCCUGUCAAAUGCCUUGGACAGCCCGAAUCCGCUUCCCGCCUCAUUGUCUGAUGCGCCGACUCCGGCAUCAAACAUGACACCGGCGUCGGCGGCAACCAAUGUUCCCAUGACCCAUGCCCGUUUCGAGCUCAGCCCAGCAGCGAAUCAAAACAGUUGGACUCCUCAACCAGAUGAAUCAUGCCCAUCAGAAAUCCGGUCUUUUUUCCAGGCCCCGUCGGCUCACGCCCCGUCCCCCCAGACAAGCAACAAUCAGCUGUGCUCCGUGAGCGCUGAGUCGGGCAAUGCCGUGGGCGCGGCGAUAGACCAAGAUGGUGGCUGUCAGUCAACGAACGCGGCUGCGGCUCCUACUCCGCAAGAACGGCGUCGGACCGACACCGUACCGCUCAAAUGCCAGGCCUUCGAGGCACAGAUUCACCGACACGUCAAUGCUCAUGGAGGAAUGACUGCGAUGAACGCUCGGCUGGAUAGACCGCGUAUUCAACUUUUGGUGGAUGCAUGCAAAAGGAACGACUACUUCUUCCUGGCCCUUCACCAGCUCUACGCCAUCUGGUCGAUCAAUCGUCAGGAUGCCCAUCGUAUCCUUAAGAAGGAUGAUGUGGCCGAUAUAAUCAUGAUAGAUCUUGGGUUUACCACCGUGGCAGAGAUUCUCAAGAGGAACGAUCAACUGACCCCGACAAACCUGAGGUUCUUUGCCUCGUUUCCGGUCUCAGUUGACCAGCUGCGGGAAAAUCCAGUUCCUAGGGCGACAAUGAAAUCGUGGGUGGGCAAUUUCCUGCGGAGCAUGGUAACUGAACAUGUUUCCCUGACGCAGGAAACCUGCAUGCGCCGGUAUCCGUACGUGCUGGAUGAACUCCAAGGUCGACUGCUGUGCUAUUCUCCCAUCAUGCGAGAAAUCCUAUUCACUGCCAAUCGUCGAAGACUCGGUAUCCCCGAUGGUGUCCACGCCCAGGCUUUGGACAAUGCAUUCAAAGAGGACCAAGAACGUCGAAUGCAUCAGGCUUGUGGCGCAUGCGUGGCCGUUGGGGAUUCUCCUGAGACCAUCAUCAGAAUCAACCAAGCCCUCAUUGCCCGAUACCAGGAGUUGGUCAAGAGGUCCGACGCCGAGAAGCUUCGCCUGAAUCAACACCCACCAGUCCGGCUCGGAGUACCAUCACCACCCGUGGUUCCCUCCCAGCAAUUCCCUCCUCCACAGCCUACAUCGUUUCAUAGUCCCGCCCCCUCGCCUGUUAUGCAGUAUUCUGCCUCUCCCCAGUACCAGGCGACACAGCUGCAUCAGGCACAGCUGGCACAACAGAUGGUAAGCCAAUAUCGACAACAGCAGACGCGGGAACUGCAAGCUGCUCAGUUGCCACAAUCACCAUUGCAACAGAUUCAACACAUCCAACAACGCAUGCCGCUGCCGCAGCAGAUUCAAUACCAGCAACAGCAAUUUCAGCAACGGCCACAGAUCCAGCAGCAGCAGAUCCAGCAGCAGUUUCAACAGCAGUUGUUUGAGCAGCAGCAGGUUUUACAACGAGGUAUAGCGCACCAAACCCAGCAACAUCAACAGCUUCACGAACUUCAACCAGAUCAACAACGGCGACACCUCGAAAGGCCCUAUGUUGCACCGAUCAAUACACAAAUUGCGCAAGUCGCCUCGCCCCAAUUGGGGCGAGCAUCAUUGGCGCCUACCACGACACCUACCGGUUUCGGUGUGCUGCGACCCGUGUUGGAUCGACAGCAACUCGCUACAGCGGCAGUGCAAAUAACAUCGCAGAGCACCCCUCAGCGCGCAGCGUCGACCCCUAGGCAGCCGGAUCUGCUUAUUCCUGCCAAGGACGUGACUAUUCCACGCCCAGAAUGGCCCUAUGAACCCACAGAUAGGAGAUCUCUUGCGGCUUCUUUGCACCAGUCGGGCUGCCGAAGUCCAAAACGUGUCCCCAAGGAUGGAACACCGGAGCGUCUUUUCCAAGCCAUGGACAGGUUUGCAAUACCGCCAAGCCUUGUACGACCGCAAGGCUCGGUAUACGAGUUUUCAUUUGAUGUGACAGUGGAACAGUUUAACCUCGCGGUUAGAACAGCAAGGCCAACUUCGGCGAUUUUGAUCCCAUUCAGUACGCAUUUUGACGGCGCUCUGCGAUGGAGACUCCGUUGCUGCAAGCUUGGCCCCUCGAGAACAAUACCGGCAGAGCAUGAGUGGGUCACAAAGGAGAUGAGCUGGCCGCGCAACAUUUUUAUGAGAUUUAACGACAAGACUCUUGAAGCUCGCCGGCAACCCCACAACGGCAAAGACUUGGCGACCGAGUUGACUGAUCACGUCGUUUGCGGCUCCAACAAACUGUCGAUUGUGGUUCCUGUCUCCGGAGAAAAAAGUGACGAGCACAGCUACGUCAUCGCCGUCGAGGUGAUUGAGACGGUUGGCAAAAGGACCGCUGUCCGUCGCGCUUGGGAUAACGGUCUGCUACCAGAGGAACACACGCUGCAGAUCAUCAAGAAGCGGUUAACCCCAGUCUCCCACGACGAUGGGUUGAUCAUUGAGGCUCCAGAUCUGCCAAUCGACAUGGCUGACCCUUUCACGGCCAAGAUGUUCGCAGUUCCUGCAAGGGGUGCCUCGUGCACGCAUCUGGAGUGUUUUGACUUGCUGACUUGGCUCGAGACUCGCCCUUCUAAGCCGACAACCAAGUGCUUUCACAGCAUUACGCCGGGCUGUGGCUGCCCCAGUUCUAUCCAAUCCGAGCCAAGUAACCCUGACAAAUGGCGCUGUCCCAUCUGUCUUCAAGAUGCGAGACCCAACAGCCUACGUAUUGACGGGUUUCUUUGCGGUGUCCGUGAACAGUUGGCUCAGCAGAACAAACUACAGACCAAGUCGAUCCACGUCAAAGCGGAUGGGACGUGGACCGCCGUCGUGGAGAGUGACGACGACGACCUCAGUGAGACGGACACUCCUGCGGCCGUCCCUUCCGGCUCCUCUACUCGCAAGAGAAAAGCAUCAUCCACACCCACAACGGCACGUCGGCCAGAAGUGCGACGCGAAGUGGAAGUGAUCGAGAUUGACUGAUAUUCCAAAAGUUAAUCACCUUUCCAUUCUUAUCUUGUUUAUAGUCAUUUUACUUUCCAAGCAUUGCGGGCGUUUUGGGGGAGGUCAGCAAACUAUACCCGGAUUUCUAGUGUUUUUAUUCAACAAAAGUGGGGGACGAGAGGCACAAUGGCGCCCGCUAUUUGCUGAACUUCAUACCAGGUGUGUUACACCUGUGGUUUGGGUACUUGGCUGGUACGGAGGAGGAGGCGUGGAUGGAGUGAAGCAAAAACCAUACGAGUCAGCGAGAGAAAGGAGGAGGGGGGAAUAGCAUCGUUGAUUUUGCCCGUCAGCUGCGCACUCGUUGGGGAGGAACAACCGAUAGCAUAUUUGUUAGUUGGGAUGAACCCAGCAAGACAUCUGUCGAUCGAUCAAGCGAAAUGGCGGAUGAAUAUCUGCGCUGCAUACUACAUGAAAAAUGAUUGUAAAUGUGUGUCUGGAUAGUUGAGCUACCUAGCGGAUACCCCUAGCAAUUAAUUGAAAAACAUGAAUAAAACAAAUUGCUCUUGAAG
Messenger RNA from Podospora pseudopauciseta, 4196 nucleotides. RefSeq lists its product as uncharacterized. The transcript is spliced from 5 exons. The record is from RefSeq and is a predicted model, not a curated record. Gene Ontology annotation, molecular function: SUMO ligase activity. NCBI's taxonomy places the organism in Eukaryota, Fungi, Ascomycota, Sordariomycetes, Sordariales, Podosporaceae. The coding region runs from base 235 to 3666 and encodes 1143 amino acids. Gene Ontology annotation, cellular component: chromatin. Gene Ontology annotation, biological process: protein sumoylation.